AUGAUUAACAGAGAAAGCAAUUUGGGCAAAGGCUCAGAUGAUGGCAAGAUUAUGGCUGCCGCGGCAUCUGGAAUUUCUUCUCUCCAAACGUCUGACUUCCUUGAUCUUUUGCGAAGCUUCCCCUCAUCACUAGAGGUAAAAUGUAUGAUCGAUGAUGCACUUCAUCGGUUUGAAAAGAAGAGUCUUCCACGUUUGCUUGGAAAACAAAGCAGUCAAGCUGCUGCUCAAGUGAAUACUGGUACUUCCUCAGCCGUCCGAUCCAACAAUCUGAAUUCGCAGUUGUGGCUUGGGGAUGGGUUCUCUGGAUCAGGGACUGAUACCAGAUUGUCUUCCAAGGAUGUGGAGUGGUUAGUGAUGGUGAUGCGUGCACAAGUUGAGGCAGAGCUGCUGCUGCAGCUCUCACAGUUUAUAAAGGAGGAAGUAGCCAUCCAACUCAAGGCUUUCUUCCCAAAGGCAUCUGCGGUACAGACGCAUUCGUCGCCAGAGCGCCCACCACUUCCCUGUUCACCGUGUGUCAAAACACGGCAAGCAUCGUGCACGAGCUUAAAAAUGCAGAUGAAUCUCGCUACAUCCUUGAUGAGUGAUGAGGAUUAUAGAGGAGACGAAAUCGAUUCUGUACGGCUUCAGCGAGAGCGAACUUCAAACACCCUUCUGGAUGUUGACUACCAACUUAACUGCCUCCAGCGACAGGUCAACGAACUUGCUCAUCAAUUCCGCACCGCCCAACAGCGCCUUGAGCAAUUAUGCCUUGCCUUUGACUCUACUAGGCUGCCUGACAGUUCAUUUACCAGCGGUAAUACGGGUGAAUCCCCUAUGAAAGUGCUGGCAACGAUGCCACCGUCUGGUACUGAGGACAAAAUACCCAACAGUCAUGGUGUCUUUUAUAUAGAACUCCUUGCGGCUCUUGACGCAUGUGAUUUAUCAGAGGUGCGGCGUCUUGUGCGCACACGGUGCAAGCUCCUUGAGACACAUCCUUCACUAUCAACCGGUAGGACGCCACAGGAGACGCGCUCUUUCGUUGCAGCGAGUUCAGUAGAGAAUGUACUAAAGGAAGGGGAGUCGAUACAUGACCCUGUUGCCGCUGCAGCGCGACACCUGGCUAAGAUUUUGGACGAAAAUAGCGAAACGUCAGCGCAUCGACCUUUCAAAGAUGUUCCUGAUAAAUCGCCGCUCUUGAGUGGCUCCUGUACUAGUGAUUGGAUUUCUCGAAUGUCAUCUAAAAAUCUGCAGACUCAAACUCACCGUCGUCACGACCGGCGGGGUCGCGACACACAUCUAAGGUAUACCAGUGCCGUGAGGAGUCACUCCAUCACGUCAGCAAGUCCCUAUAGUUGCUCAUCUCGUGACAUGUAA
Phytomonas sp. EM1 is the source of this 1353-nucleotide messenger RNA. The record is from the annotation of a GenBank genome assembly. NCBI's taxonomy places the organism in Eukaryota, Euglenozoa, Kinetoplastea, Trypanosomatida, Trypanosomatidae.